AGCGGCGGUCUGCGGCGGUUGCCGAGAGCUGCAAAUUACUUGGUCGACGCAGCGUCCCGAAGUUAACCGGCGACCGGCUUGAAAACGGAAAGCAAUUCUGGUGCCUGCAGCAUGGGUGGUGGCCGAGCCCGCAAAGGGGGCAGCAAUGGCGGAGGGGCAGCGGAAGAGGCGCCAGCACGGGCCAAGAUGAGUGCUCCUGGAGAAGCGCAGCAGGUGGCCCUGGUACGGGUGAAUACGGCGAGGAAAUCUUUUCCUGCCGCUUGUGAGACCCACAAGAAGCACAGGAAAAGGUUCUUUCGUGGAGGCACCUACGGUCUUUACCUGAGUGUCUCUCGGCGCAAACGGCGUCACCGUAAGGCUGGCUCAGAUGAAAGUGGAACUUCUAUGGACGGGGAGGCAACUGCGCCUGAAGCGGGCAAGGAGAACAGCUGUCCUCCACCAUCGGUGGAGGCUGCAGCAGAGGAGAGUGCCAGUGAAGGAAAUUCGCAGAAUGGAGCCCAGCCUGUAGAGGGCUCUGCUGGUUGGGACCACGAUUCAAGCAUUGCAUCAAGUGUCAAGAGUCGACAACGAGUAAAGCGACGCCUAAUGGAUGACCAUGUUGACGUCGACGAUGUGAGCCUCUGCUCGUCCAGCAGUCCGCCUGAUGGACCUGCCAAGAAAGUUCCUCCACCUCCACGCAAAGGUAUUAAUGGUGGUGGUCCCUUUUGCCAGGCAGACCUCAAUUGUGUUCGACUAGAGGUUGUGUGGGAUCACGAGUCACCAUCAUGCCAGUGGCCGUGCUGCUGCACAGAGCCAAGUAGACCUGCAACGGAGAACCAGCCACAUUGCCAAGGUCUGGACUCCUUGCAAGGCAGGGUUGUAGGAUGUACGCGGCCACUUAGGUCACAGCAGCUAGGACGUGCUUCAGUUCGGAUGCCUUUUGGAGCCUUCUGUGGUGCGCACCAGCACCGGCUGCGGCUGCACCACUGCUGUCCCCAUUGCGGCCUUUUCUGCACCCAAGGCCAUUUUGUGAUGUGCAGUGAAGGGCAUCUCUGGCAUAGUCAGUGCCAGCAGAAUGGAAAUUCGAAGGAAAGCUGCCCCCAUUGCGGAUGUGGUGGAUUUCAGCCGGUGCGCCUUGAAGCUCUUGGCUGCCCCCUUUUCCAGACAUCCCAGCAGUGUGCUGCACCAGGUCCUCGUGCACGUAUGUCAGUCCCAAGGCCAACAAAGCCUCCAGCACCAAGUAAUGAAAAAGGAGAACCAAAAAAAGUGAAGAAGGAGACCCAAGAGAGUGUGAAGGAGACUCAAGAGACCACUGUUGAGAAGCCUCCUAUAUCACCUGGACGCAAAGAAUUAGACCAGUUGGUGCGGCAUCUACGGCAAGCGGCUUCAUCCAGUAGUAGUCGUCCAGUUCCACAGGGUGCUGCAGGCACAUCUGUCUUGCUGGCUGCCUGCCGUCAAGGCGACGUUGAUAGAGUCGUUCACUGCCUGUCUGGCCGCGAUAUUGGCCCAGCAGACUCUGGAGCCUUGCUUGCAGCUGCCCAAGGAGGACAUCUAAUCUUGGUUCAUAUGCUCCUUCAGGCGGGAUUAUCUGUGCACCAGAGUGAUGAUCAACUGUACACACCUCUGAUGAGGGCAGUGGAUGCUGGAGCCCGUAAUGUUGUGGAGUAUUUACUGAAAGCCGGUGCUGAUCCUCAUGCCAAGGGUGAAGAUGGUAUGAGCUGCCUACACUUGGCUGCUCGGUGUGGCAGCCUGGAACUUUGCCAGGUGUUCCUGGAUGCAAGACUGCCCAUCAAUGGCCAGGAUGAAGGAGGAUGGACGCCUUUGGUAUGGGCUACAGAGCAUCGACGAGUCAAUGUUGUGCGAUUGCUGUUAUCCAAGGGUGCGGACCCAAAUCUCAGGGAUACUGAGGAGAACACAGCACUACACUGGUCUGCCUACUCAGGCAAUGUGGAGAUUUCAUGGAUGUACCUGGAGCGUGGCUGUGAUCCCAAUGCGAGCAAUGAGCGUGGCGACACUCCUCUACACGUGGCUGCAAGGCAGGACAACUUUGAUGUGGUGGUGCUGCUGCUGAACCACAAGGCUCGGUGUGAUGCUCCGAACAAGCUUGGUGACACACCACUGGCAUGCUGCAAGGAUGACAAAGCAACAAGCUACUCCUUACUUAGCAUCAACCAGAUGCUUGGACAGCUGCUCAAGAGCAAACUGCGUGUUGAGCGUGUACUUCACCGGGACAUCAGCAGAGGCAGGGAGCCACAUCCCAUCUCGUGUGUCAAUGGAGUUGAUGAUGAACCUGCUCCUACUGACUUCCUGUAUCUGGUAGAGAACUGUCAGACAGCUGCUGUUCCCCUGGACCGCUCUAUCACUGCUUUGCAGAGUUGUAAGUGCCAAGACAAAUGUGUAUCACAGAGUUGUGUCUGCUCAAACAUCAGUUACCAGUGCUGGUAUGAUGAGGAAGGCUGUCUUGUCCCGGAGUUCAACCUACUGGAUCCUCCAAUGCUGUUUGAGUGCAGCCGGGCCUGUCUGUGUUGGAAUGACUGCCGCAACCGAGUUGUACAGAAAGGCAUCACGUGUCAUCUUCAGCUGUUCCGGACACAGGGAAAAGGCUGGGGUGUUCGUACCUUGCAGGAUAUUCCCCAGGGUGCAUUUGUCUGCGAGUACAUCGGAGAGAUGCUCUCAGACUCAGAGGCAGAUAAGCGGGAAGACGACUCAUACCUAUUUGACUUGGAAAAUAGGGAUGGAGAAACAUACUGUCUGGAUGCCCGGCACUAUGGUAAUGUGAGCCGAUUUGUGAACCACCUGUGUGAGCCAAACCUGGUGCCCGUACGAGUUUUUGUGGACCACCAGGAUCUGCGGUUUCCUCGAAUGGCUUUCUUCAGUUCACGGCCCAUUGCCCGGAAUGAAGAAUUGGGGUUUGACUAUGGGGAAAAAUUCUGGAUAAUUAAGUACAAAAUGUUCACAUGUGAGUGUGGCUCACCGAAGUGCAAAUAUUCCAAGGAGCGCAUUGGUGAGACUCUGCUCAACUACCGACGCCGAGAAGAGGCUGCUGCUCAGGCUGGCGGGACCCAUUAAGCACUGGUACUCCUGUGGCCUUCACUGCCAGUUUAGUAUCUUUUAUGUAAAUUACUGGUUUUGGUGGCUUACCAUAUUGCACAGUCAACAACUGGGUGAGCAAUAUGAUCACCUUUGGUUACGUUCGUGCUGAUGGUACAUAGAGAGCUGCAUAUAUGUCUUUCCAUUUUAUCCUGUACCACUUGGACAAUAGUUAAAACUUGCACCAAAGUUAACAGUGUGCUUGGUUGUUUUUUGCACCUAGCCUAGGCAUGGCACAUCAGCAUUAAAAAAAAAGUCAUCCAAGUUGCUAUAUCUUCAAGACAACAAUAAUCGUAUGCUUUAAAGUCCAUGGUUUUAAAAACCACUGCAACCACUUCGUGUGAGUAAGCAGAUAUUUAGCUAUACACUGAUGAAUUUUCAUGUAGUACAUUUAAAUGCAUCAUAACACAGCAUUCAUUGGGAUAUGAUGUCUGCAACACAGGUGAUCAUGAAAUAUGUCCUGCUACUUCUUGCUCAAGCGGCUCUGCCCUGGAGUGAGAUUCACAGUUUCAUGGAAAACAUCUGCACAUAUUGCACAAGCUGUCUGCAAGAUUCGCAAGUUUUUAACGCACACUCACCAGUCAAAACGUGCUGUGAGCAAAAGCAAACUCGGUGAAGGCUACCAAGAACUAAAUGCUCCUUGCAUGUCCUCGCAGGUUGUGCUACAGAUAACAUGUGUGGAUUUCUGCAUGAUAGCUACAUUUUUCAUUAGAAUGUAUGGUAGCAUGGUGGAUGUUCCAAAAAGUAGAACUGUAGUGUUCUGAAAAUAUCGCGAGUCCCUAAACACUUCUUUUUAAGUCAGGCACUUGCGGUAGCUCUUUUAAGUAAUUUAAUUCUAAAGGAAUGAAAGGGUAACUGGAGUCUGGGGAUUUGUUCAUUUUGAAAACAUCUGAAUGUGCUGUAUGUUACUGCUGUUGCAGUUUGCUGUGAGGUUCGGUUCAUAAUUUUUAAUGUGCUGAAAGAUCAGAGACGUCACCCAAGUUCAAAGACAGUGCUUGACUAAAAAUCUCAAGGUGAUGGUAUGACUGUCCAUUAUGAGGACAUUCAUUUGUCUGAGCCAGCAUUUGGGAAGAGAAAUGUCCCACUUGCAUUCUGCUUUCCUGUUGUGUGCCUGCUGAGCUUUAACCCAUUGGGCUUUUAAAGACCAGUUCUGCAGUCCUCAUUAGAGCCCCUCUAAGCCUUCAGGGCAUAGUGGGACACUUAAGAGAAACAUUAAAUCAGUUAGAAUGGUGAAGUAUUUUGAAACUCUAUUUUUCUAAAUUUUAUGGUAACAUGUAAUUGCUAUAUGAACAAUGAAGGUCAAAGUUUAAUUUAAUUUAUUUUAUGCUAAAUUAGCAACCCCAUAUGUCAAUGUGACUUAAGAAAUUUAAAAGUAACUCUUCUUCCUGCUUAGGCUAUUGUGCCACUGCAGAAAUUCUUGAAAUUUGCUGAAGUCGUUGGCUUCUUUAGAACACUAUGUAGUCGAUCUUAUAGCAAAACAAAUUGACCAGGCUCAAGCGUACACCCAUAAAAUCUAUGGCAUCAUAGCUGACCAGUGCAGAAACUUCGAAGUGACAUUGGUACCAUGCAUCUUUAGUCUUUACGUCUUUUCUGACAUACCAAGCCUCUUCUCAUGGUAAGAGCAGGAAAUUUUUCAUGCACAGGCAUUAGACCUGUGUAUGUAGGAUAUUUAAACAUUGUGAUAAUAUGCAGAAGUUGCUAAAUUCUAGUCUUGUGUAAACUAUUUUUUUUUUUUUUGCAUUUUGUCGGUCAUUGGAAAACGGGAAGUAAAAAAUGAAACAGCAGCACAUUGAGAUGCAACUUAUUUCAGUCCCUUUUAUAUGUGUUUUGAACAUUUGUAUGAAUGAAGUCAUUGGCCUUGUAUUGCUAUCAGAUCAGAAGCUUUAUUGACCAUGUAAAAAUGCAAUAGCAUAUUCUGAUGUAAUUCAGUGUGCAUAUGUAUAUACAUGUGUAUCCUGUAUUCAUUGUGUGGGCAGUGUACUAACAUACGCCUGUCUAGGAAAUGACUUAAAUGUUACUUCUAUUUUUUCUAAUACCAUGUGAUCACAGCAUCUUGCCUGUAGAAUGGGGCAUCAAACACACGUACACCUGACUGCAAAAUCCUUUCAGGGCACAAGUCACAACAAGCAUAACUGUUCUCAAAUUCAGCACUCCACCUGCACUACAGGAGUGCGACAUUAUGUAGCAUAUAUUUAGUACUGGAGUUUGAGUUUUAUGUGAUGUGCACUUACUGCUUUGAAAUUUACCUAGUUUUUAUCACAAAUCGAAAGCUGAAAACUUUUCCAGUUGGGGUACAUCAGAACUUUAGGGCAUGCAUAGCGUGGUGUUUUAUUUCAAUUGCAUCCUUAAAUAUUAGCAUCAAUGGCCAGCCUGUCUAUAUUUGCCGUUCUUGCUGUAACUGUCCCUACUUAUUAAAAAUUGGUAAUUUUAUACAAAAUGAUUGGUGCUGCACAUACACAAGCAGCACAUACACAAGGCCAAUAAUUGCCAAUAAAUUCUUUAUUUAACCACCUUUUGCUAGUUAACCUAUAAUAACUUUACUCAGAUAUUACAAUUGCAGUACGCAAUUGUAAUAUCUGCAUGUAAUAUUGCAUGAUCCCUUGCUCUUUUUCAGUCAACGUUAUCCUUGAACUUAUAGGUUUUUACUGGUAAAAUGUGUUGACUGUAUACUUCUCUUUAUAGGAUAUUGGUAGUUGCCUGUCAUGAGCUUGGAGUGGGUGUCACAUGCACUCUAACUCACUUUGUUUUUCGAGAUUUUAAUCUCAUUAUCCUCGUGACAAUUAUCACCAGAAACUAUCGUGUCACAAAUCUCUUUUUAAUAAUUAGAGACAGCCAUAAGCAUGCCUUUACACUGUUAUAUUCUGACAUGACAACAUAUUUUGCUUUUGCAGGCAGAGCUUGUGCUAAAUUAUUACGUUGGGGCUAAGCAUUGCUGUAGUGUGAAAGUGAUGCUGUGUUUGAGAUGCAAGUGUAUUUUCUUCCUUUAGAAAAUUUAUCUCUUCACAUGGCCAGCAGUACUGUUUCUUAAGCAUGAUCUGUGAUCCUGGUAGUAGCUUAACUAUAGAGAGUUGAAUCUUUGGUACUUGUAGUGUACCACAUGUAAUGUUACCAACACUAAACUUUACAUGUGAGCACAAAAAAAAAGUAUGACAGCUUUGAAGUUGUGCAACUAGCUGUGAGGUUAUUUCAAAAUUUUAGCAUAGUGGGCUUUUAUCUUUGGUGUUUACAUUUGGUUUACCAUGAUGAACUGCUGCAAAAAAAAAGGGAGAAAGAUGUUUCAGCAAAAUGAGGAUAGUGAAUCAAGUGCUUAUUUCUUCAAGGUGAUGACAGUGGCAUGAAUUGACAGCUGUUGCUAGUUUUUUCACCAGUGUGGAAGGGCCCAUUUGUCUGCAUGUGCAUGUCAGAAAGCAUUGUUCUUUUGGUUUUUUUUUGCUUGUCUAUUUUGUUUACACACUCAACUGAGAAUGACUGAAAAAUGUGUGUAUCUGUGAAGUGUUUAUCUCCAGUCUUUUUGUAUUUGUGAGAGUGUAAGUUGUAUGGGUGUAAUUGUUUAUCAUCUAAGUAAUCUGCUAUCAUUGUUGUGUGUGAAAAGAGUGCGUUUUACCCUUGUUGAUAUUCGUGUCGUGUUACAUUCUGGGAGAUGCUGUGACUUAGCCUUCAAAUUUCAGUGUGUCCAUGGAGAUUCAUAUAAAUGUGUCUUGUGAAAAUGGAAUGUUCAUACAGAAUAAGUAGAGCAACAUUGGCAUAUUUUAUUUUAUCUUUGAUCACCUACUAGCUGUUUUAAAAUGACAACUAGUACAGUGAUAGACGCAAACAUCAAAACAGUGCAUUUGCACCAUCAGUCAUGACUGCACUUACUGUAUGCUUUAUUUUGCUAAAUUAUCUUUUUUGGCACAAGGCUGAUUUUUCUGCACCUUUGCUUUUUCUGCUAUGUGAGUGUGUCUGUAAGUUUUUAUAGUUUGUCAGUGAUUUCUUAGAAACUCAAUAAGGUCUGGAUGAGUGGCCUUCUAAGGCCUGGCAGUAUUGCUGUUGAAAGUGUAUUUGUGUUGGCAUUGAUGCGCUAAGCUCGCGCUGCCCUCUUAUGGAAAGCUUGUUGGAGUUUCUGGGGAAAUUAGUCCAGUGGCUUGGAGAAAUGACACUGCCUUGUGCAUGGUGAAAAAAAAAGAAAAAAGACUGAUAGCCCCAGCCAUCCCAGAAUUCUAAAAACUAGCUGGAAAUAGGCAGUAAUAUAUGUUGGAUCAUAAGCAAUAAUUUUUCUAAAUCACUGCUGUAAUUUCCACAUAAGCAAGGUGGUUUAUUUAAAUGCACAUGUAUGGUGCAAGGCAAGCUGAGCUGCCUGAGAAAAAAAGUUGCAUGUAAUUAUUAGUCAAAUAACAUAAGCAUCAUUGUCUCUAAGGGUUGCUUGCUAUGUCAUAAAGUGUGUGGUUAGAGUUAAUGUUGCUGUAGCUUGCAUUUUGGCUAGGUUGGGGUGCUUGGAUCCACAUAUUCAGAAUGAUGAUUUUUUUAUUUGAUGCUGCAUGCUGCUCAUGGGUUUAAACAAGGUGCCAAAAAUAGAAAGCUGUGCUCCCUCAUGCCACACUCGCAGCCUUUGUUGACCUUUAAGCAGCAUGGAGGAAGGGUGCCCUGCUUAGAGCAGAGAAAAGAAAAAGCUUCCCCUAAAGUAGGGGUUUUUCAGCAUGACAUUGUAAAGAGUGAUAUCCAGGCUUCCCCGCAGUUUUUUUCCCCUUCCUCUGAAGCUUCACAUGUCUGUUGUCGUGGAGUGUACAUUGUGUUGUCACUGCUCUACAACACAAUGAGCACAGUAUGUUGUAUCGUGUACAAUGCAUCAGCUUCCAUAUGCAAGAGGUUUUUACCAAGAGCAGAGCGAAAUUUGGAAAAUAAGCUAGUGGAGACAUCUCUAAGCACAGCAGAUAACACAUGCACGGGCACAAGGCAGUGGUCCCAGGCCCUUUAACUUUGUCCAUCCCCAGGACUCUGUAAUGAAAGAUAUACAUGUGUGGCCUUCAAGGGACACUAAAGUGAAACAGUGAAUUGGUUUAAAUUGAUAAAUUGUACUCUGAGAACACUAAUGUCAUUAAUUUCACCAUCAUAGACAUAUUAAUAGAGGAAGAAAUUAAGGUCAAACUUUUAUUUUUGAAUUUCUCCACUCAUAUCACGGAUUUCAAAGUGUGUUUUUCAUAUUUUGGCGACAUUGGCUCAACGAAAUUUCCUGAAACUUGGUAUGUUAUGUCCACUGUGCCCUCAGAGGACAACGUACUUCAUUUUUACUGAUAAGAAACUGCGUGGGACCUAGUACGUGCCGUCAAAAUCUAUGAUGUCAUGGCGUUUGGUGUGGAAAUUUCAAGGCAACGUCGCCACCGCAUUUUCUUUUUGAGCAUUUUCUCGCUUAUGAAGAGCCUUCUCGCGGUAAGCGUAGUGAUUUUGGAAUUGUGAAACAGUAAGUUACUUGUAUGAGAAAAAUCAUUUUUCACUUUAGUGUCCCUUUAAGUGGCAAAAGUGUCUCACUGUAUGUCUGGCUUUAUUUGCUUUUUAUGGUUGAUGCUUAUAUGUUAUUUAACUGCACUCUUUGUGUUGUUCCUUCACUUUUUUGUUUAUUCUUCUUAAGCUUCGUUGUGCAUUUCGUAUUAGGACCUUAAUAAGGUGAUAAUGUCCGCAAAAUACUAAUAAAAGUCUUACAGUAUUUAUUUUUGUGGACCUAAAGACAGUUCUGCCAGUACCGGUGUUAUAUUUAUGUGUUUGGUGGCAUGGUUUGUACUUCAUACUUUUGUACUGCCACUGAGAUGUGUUCUGUUUUUUUUUGUGUGUGCACUGCUUUCUAUUGCAUUGUAGACAGGUGCUAAAAUAUACAUGAUAAAAAACUUUAGAUAACACUUACCUUUGGUAAUAUAAAAAAAGCUAACUCUUCAGUUCUGUUCAAUUUGUCUCCUUUGUGCUGUUGUGGACAGUUGAAACAGAAAUCGAAAAGUAAAAGGAAUAUUGUAUCAGAGUUUCAUAGCAUACUGAUAUGUGACUAGUCCGCAAAGAUGUUGCCCUUAGCUGGAACCAUGCCAGUACCACACAAAAUAGCAAAAGGGGAAAUGAAUUGAAAUGACAUUUCGUUAGCUGUAACUUGUUUACAUUUCAUUGUUCACGAUACUACAUGGUAUAGUGGUUUUGAAAUGAGUGCCCACUGUGAGAAAGUUGUUUGUAUUCCAGAGUUGUAUGCAGAAUAUGUUCUUGGCUUGUUAAUUUAAGUACUGCAGUUAAUGGAUAACAAACCAAGUGUUAGCAUCCAAUGCCUGUUUCUAACAUUUUGUUCUUUGCUGUGGCUGUUAGCUUUUAUCUUGCAUGUCUCUCUACAUCUUGUUGUAUGCAUCAUUUUACGAUGAGAAGGGCCCCCUUUGAAGCCCUCCUUGAAAAGUCAUAUUUAGGCACCACAUCUGUCCUGUGACAACGCUCUCUGUACCACUGGCACCCACUAAAUGUUUUUCAAUGUA
Messenger RNA from Rhipicephalus sanguineus (brown dog tick), 9545 nucleotides. RefSeq names its product histone-lysine N-methyltransferase EHMT2 (gene G9a). Lineage: Eukaryota; Metazoa; Arthropoda; Arachnida; Ixodida; Ixodidae. The coding region runs from base 112 to 3048 and encodes 978 amino acids. The transcript has 23 exons. The record is from RefSeq and is a predicted model, not a curated record. Gene Ontology annotation, cellular component: nucleus. Gene Ontology annotation, molecular function: protein-lysine N-methyltransferase activity; p53 binding; histone methyltransferase activity.